This is a messenger RNA of Engraulis encrasicolus (European anchovy), 1844 nucleotides long. RefSeq names its product phosphodiesterase 9ab (gene pde9ab). The transcript is spliced from 19 exons. The record is from RefSeq and is a predicted model, not a curated record. Gene Ontology annotation, molecular function: 3',5'-cyclic-GMP phosphodiesterase activity. NCBI's taxonomy places the organism in Eukaryota, Metazoa, Chordata, Actinopteri, Clupeiformes, Engraulidae. The coding region runs from base 1 to 1560 and encodes 519 amino acids. Gene Ontology annotation, biological process: signal transduction; cGMP catabolic process.
AUGGGAUCAGCUUCCUCCUCAUACCCCUCUCGAGCCCUCUACCUCGACGUGGACGGCAAAGUGCAAAAGGUUAUUUUUAGCCAACACUGCAGUCCUUAUGAUAUCAGAGAACUUCUGUGUUCCUCCUCCAACAUUGCAAGAAACACAGCCAUAUCCCUAAUUGAUCCUGAUGGAGCCUUGGUGUCCAUAGAUCCCACUAUGCCCUCUAACUCCCCAAGCUUUUUAUACAGAGUCGUGCCCCAGGCGUCAGGCCAAGCAGCAGAGAAGGAGGACAUGUUUCAGAAUGUACUCACCCAGGUAGCAGAGCAGUUCAGCAGGGCCUUCAGGAUCAAUGAGCUGAAAACAGAGGUCACGAACAGACUGGCCAUGCUGGAGAAGAGAGUUGAGUUGGAGGGCCUGAAGGUACUGGAGAUUGAGAAAUGCAAGAAUGACCUGAGGAAGUUACGGGAUGAGAUGACCUCAAGGGGAGGAGGAAGAAUAAACUGUGCCUGCAAGUACAACUUCUCCGACGACGGCAAAAAGCUGUCUCCUAGGCGCGAUGUCCCAAGCUAUCCAAAGUACACUCUGUCCCAGGAGACCAUUGAGGCUCUGAAGAAGCCCACGUUUGACGUCUGGCAUUGGGAGCAUAAUGAGAUGCUGAGCUGUUUAGAGUACAUGUACCAUGACCUGGGGUUGGUGAAGGAGUUCAACAUGAAUCCCAUCACACUGAAAAGAUGGCUGUUGAGCAUUCAGGAGAAUUACCGUGAGAACCCCUUCCACAACUUCCGCCACUGCUUCUGCGUCAGUCAGAUGAUGUACGGCAUGAUUCAUCUUUGCAACCUGCAGGAGAAGCUGACGAUGACGGACAUGUGUAUCCUCAUGACGGCGGCAGUGUGCCAUGAUCUGGAUCACCCCGGCUACAACAACACGUACCAGAUAAACGCGCGGACUGAGCUGGCUGUGAGGUACAAUGACAUCUCGCCUCUGGAGAAUCACCACUGUGCCGUGGCCUUCCAAAUCAUCUCACUGCCAGAGUGCAACAUCUUUGCCAACUGCGAACCCGAGGUGUUCAAAGAAGUUCGUCAGGCCAUCAUUACCCUCAUAUUGGCCACAGACAUGGCGCGACAUGGCGAGAUUCUUGAUUCAUUCAAGAAGAAAGUGGAUAACUUUGAUUUUACCAACGAGGACCAUGUCAAAUGUCUUAAGAUGGUGUUGAUAAAGUGCUGUGACAUCUCCAAUGAGGUGCGGCCCACUGAGGUGGCAGAGCCGUGGGUGGACUGCUUACUGGAGGAAUACUUUAUGCAGAGUGACAGGGAGAAGUCUGAAGGGCUGCCUGUCGCUCCAUUCAUGGACAGGGACAAAGUCACCAAGCCAACCGCACAGAUCGGCUUCAUCAAGUUCGUUUUGAUACCCAUGUUCGAGACAGUCAUGAAGCUCUUCCCUCAGAUUGAGGAGAUUAUGGUGCAGCCAUUACGGGACUCCCGCGACCACUACGAGGAACUGAAACAGAUUGAUGACGCCAUGACUGAGACACAGAAGAAAAAGACUGACAGCAUGCCCCUGGGAGGAAAGAAGAAAUAAUCCAACCUCAUUUUAUGAUUUCGUUGAAGAGUACUGCAGGGCACUGCACCAAGGAUCCACAUAUCGAAGCUUGUUCAUGCCAGCCUUAACCACUGACACCUCCCUUGCAAAAUGGACAAGAGUUUCCAAUGACGCCAAGAGUUGUUCACAGGACCAAUGUACCAGUGACCCUAAAGCUCAUCUGUGGCAGAUACAUGCAGAUGCUGUGAUUUUACCGGAAUUUAUUUGAACUUUUUUUAUUUAUUUAUUUAUUUAUUUAGCACUUUUUUAUUUCAUUGAUACAA